AUGCUAACAAAAGGUAUACAGGUCAAUGUUCUGACACUGAAGGGUACAGCAUUGUAUCAUUCUAUUAAAUUACGUGAUUUUUCAAUUUCCAAAUUAUUAAUAGAAAAUGGAGCCGAUUGUAAUCUUGUUCAAUUAGAUUUCGAUCAUAAUAACGAACAUCCUAAUGAUGGUUUACAACAUUUAUGCUUUAUUUCAACUCCAAUUGACUUUUUAUGCGUUGAGAAUAAUCCUGUCAAUAAUGAAAUCCUUAAAUACUUACUAGAACAUCGAUCUGCAAUUACCAAAGGUAUGAUAAAUCAACGAAUUCGAUACUGUGUACAAUUAUUUCACGACGGAAAUCAGGAAACAUUAUUUGAUUAUGCUGCAAGUUAUUUUUUACGAAAAAAUAUGUAUGAUCACCUAUGGGUUGUUGGUGAAGAUCCUUCACUUACGAUGAUAACAGGUAUUUUAAACAUUAAUGAACCAUCGGUAGAUGGUGGUACACAUCAAGCAUUCUUUACAUUGAUAAUACGUAGCUUAUUCGAAGAAUUAGUUCGUUUUGAGCUAAACCAGAGCUCCAAUAUCCAAUCAAAACAUGAAUACGAACAUAUGUUACGUGAACUUCGUCAUAAUUUAGAAGCAUGUAAUUUACUUGUGAAUAUUAGUUGUAUUGCUAAUGAACAUGUAGAAUUGUUUUACUCGUCAAUAAUAAGAAAUAUUAUUCAUCAAUUGAAGAAUAUGGAAAGGAACGAAGAAUACACAUUACCAGUUAAAUGGCUUGAACAUGCGAUAUGUCUCAACUUUAUACGAAAAUCUUAUAGUAUUGUGAUUCGAAUUGAUAAUCUGAAUUACAAUGAAUCAACCGAACAUCAAACGUAUGGAACUGAUGAAAAAAAUUGCAUCAUGAUUCCGAAAAUAAUAGGAGAAAUUCCUUUGAAGAAGCUUGAUGAUAAUACAGAUUACUUCAAAUCAUUAUUAAUGUCUAUGAAAAAAACUCUGAAUCGUUCCGACGGAAUCGAAACAUUUUACAAUAACAGAAAGUUAAAAUAUUUGGACACAAGUCGAGUGGCACAGAUGACAUAUCAAUUAGAAGAUCUUUGCAGAAAACUCGAGUGUUUCCGACCACAAGCAGAGAGUAAUUGUUUUUUUAAAUCACAUGAAAGUGGUUUAGCGAUAAGAUCAAAUAAUUACAAUAUCUUUCGCAAAAUUAUAACAAUUAUGGGAAUCUACGCGAUAAAAUUAAGAGGAGCGAAUUUAUUACAACAACGAAACAAUCUUGAGCACGCAUUACGUCACCACUGGGUUAAAGAAGCAAAUAUCAAGGCAGUUGGUAUGUUUACAAGUUUCCCAAUGGACAAUAUAUUACGAUUCACUGCGGAAUAUACUCAAUAUAAUUUUGCAGAACUGAUGGUUGGUAAGAGAGGUGAGCUUUUUGCGAUUUUCUAUGGCUCCAAUAUAACUGUUGGUUGUGGACUAGAGAUUCCCGAUGAAAAAGAAAUAUUAAGUUUGUUUCUAAAAUAUGUAUUUCCAAAGGUUGAAAACGCAGAAGAAAAUGAUUAUGCUAGAAGGAUUUUUUCUAUUACCGAUGAGCAAAAGAAUAGAAUGAAGACUAUUGUUAAGAUUUUAGAAGAAUGGUUUGUUGAUCUGGAAGAAGUGAAUUGUAUUAGAAAAUCAUCAGAGCAAGAUCAAAAUUUGAAGAACUAUGUCACUAAAUUACAGAAGAAAAUUCGCGAUCUUCAAGAUAUCUGCGUUUUACCGAGCGGUCUUGCGCAAGUUUCUCUCAGUAAUUCCAAUCAUUCAGAUUUUCUUAUGCUAGAAAAUAAAUAUAGUGGUCCAUACUUCGCUGCCUCCAUUAUUGAAUGUGACAGUAAAGAAUUCAAAUCAUUAAUUCAGAUGGAUACAAUAAGUCCUUAUCAUAGAUCGCUGCGUGAACUCACUACAGAUAAAAUUAGUUUAGGAAUAGAAAUAAAAAGAAUUCCAAAUGAUAAGUUCGAUGAUAAUUUUUUCUUACCAUUCGUAACACUUAAAACUAUUCGAAGUGACACAGCGUAUAAACUGGAACAUCUUUACGAAGUUGUUAUCGCUAAAUUAGCGGGAGAAGGAAAUUUAAAAAAUGAAAAAGAAUUUUUUGUUGAUAUUGAAGAGAAAGGAUAUUUUAGUUUAUCUUGGACACUUAUAAAGAAUGUAUUUUAUUAUUUGUUGAAAAAAUUCUUUAACCAUCAAGAAGCGCAUUCUUUAUAUAUGAAAAUACUUUGCAAAUUUCAUUUUUAUUUACUAACAAAUUAUUUCCACGACCAAAAUCAAAAUAAUACUAUAAUUGUUCUUUCUAAAAUGUUAGAUGAACUGACUCAAAAUUAUGGAUUUAACCGAGUAAUUCAGAUCUGUCAGUUAAUAGAAAACUUUGUAUUUUUAAUUGUUAAAGAAAAUCGUUUUAAAAACUGGUACAGUGAUUCAAAGUCCAAUCUAAUAGUAGUUAAGAUGUUAGUUCAAAUUGGAUAUUUGUAUUAUAAUUGCUCAGCAAUCAUUUUUUCAGAGUUAUAUCCUGAUGAAAAUCAAGAUAUAGUUAGAAAUGAUGACAAGAUUGGUCCUAGUCUUAGAAAUUAUAAGAUAAGUACUGAAUUACAGACUAUUUCUCUACAAUCAAUUCUUCCACAAUUAGCUUUACCAGAGAGCAAGUGGUUUUAUCUAUUGAAAAACAUUAAAGAAUAUUAUGAAUUAUCUUCAGUGAAUAAUGAACAAAGUACAACAGAGAAACUUUAUCUUUUUCAUUGGUCGUCACUUAUUAUAAGAGAAGACUCUGAUAGGACGAAUACUGAUGUAAUUUAUAUAUUAAAUGUCUUAAUAAAUAGUCUUCCAGACAUUUAUUCGAGUUUUAAAGAAACUCUCCAAGAUGUUAAAGUGAAUAAAUUGACAGAGAGAUGGUGUGAACUUUUAUUUACUGAUAAGUAUAUACCAAUAUUAUUAAUAUCUUUGAGAGAGAUCUCAUAUUUGUCACGACUAUCUCUAUAUGGAUUUUCUAAACAAACAGUUGAAAAAACACGAUAUUCAUCAUAUAACAAAAGCAUGUUUAAUUCUCAAAAUAAAGUCUUUUUACUACGACAGUUUACUGGUCGUUAUCAGAUACAACACUUAAAACAACAAACAUCGUUAACAAAUGAGUAUAAUACUAUUCAUUGUGAUUCUAAAUAUGAAUGCGAUAGAGAUCUUAAUACCGAUUUAUAUAAUAAAAUAGAUUCGUAUGUUGAUAAUAGAAAAUGUACUGAUUUUGUACUCGUUAGAGAACAAAACAAAUACCAAAGAUUAAUUGCAUUUAAAUGUUCAAUAGAAAGUGAAUCUUAUAUGGAUGAAAAUAAAAUGAUUAGCAGUCAAAAUGAAAAACCAGAUAAUUUGACUCGACCACAAUAUUAUCGUUUAGGAUGUAUUCAAUUAUAUAAUGAAUUAAGAUAUAUAUUGUUAUAUAUUGGAUUAAAAAAUGAAGAGAUUAAUUUUGAAAUAGAAGAACAUUGUUAUUUAGUUAAACAAGCUUUAUAUAAAUCAGUAUCCUCGAAUUUAAAUUGUAUUUUAGAAAAAGAUUUUCAGAACAAAAAUUUUGCACAUGUAUUUAUCAAUAUAUUUAUUAAAAUAACUUUAGAUCUAAAGGAAAAACUUACACAGUAUAAAUCGAUAGGACACGCUAUAGAUAUAUUACUGUAUUUGUACGAUUUUUGCUCUAAUAGUUUAAAAACUGAAAUUAAUAACUGUUUAAAAGAACUUCAGAACUCAUUCUCGACAUAUAUAUCGACGGAAAGUGCGUCAACUUUGAAAGAUAAUCAAAUUAUAACAUCUAUCUUGAGUUGCUAUUUUAUUUUAACAUAUAAACACGUCACGAUGUUCGAUAAAAUAAAUGUUAUAGAAAUACUCAAAUUCCGAAUACUGAUAGAUAAUAAUUUUCGAUUGAACUAUUCUGUACCUUCUAGUUUAUAUAUUAAAACAAUGAGAGUUCUUUUUAAUUUAAAUUCAAAAAUUGAAAAUAUUAUUGAUAAGAAUUUAGAUAUAUUAAAUAUUUCUCUUAAUCAUUCAAAUGAAUUAUGGAAAAAAGAUACAAAAACGAACUCCUAUCUUAACAGUUGUUACUCCUUUAUACCUCUGAAAGGUCGUAUAUUGAAAAAUGGUCAUUCAUUGACAUGUUUACCAAGUCGAAUUCUUAAUAAUUCACAUUAUGAAGAAUGCUUUGGAAAAGAAAAUUUUCUUGUAGAGAUUAGUGAAAGACAUGCUUUCGACUGUAGAUUACGUUGUUACAAAGCGAAGAGUAAUGUUCAAAUUAAUUUAUUGGCAAAUAAUCAAAUCUGGAUUGAAAAUAAUGAUGAAACAUUUGUUUCAAGAAAUUAUUUAAGUAAAUUACCAAAAUUCUUGAUUAAAGAUUGUUCAUAUUAUGAAAAUGAAAAAAUUCUUUUUUAUAAUCAUUGGUAUAAGAAUGAUAAGAUUUAUAUUAAAAAUCAAAAUAAACAGAUUCAAUUUGAAAUAGAUUUAAAAAAUAAAGAAAUUUAUUCAAAUAUACAUAAUAUGUAUAUUAUUCCUUUUAUUAAACAUAAAUUUGAUCAAUCAAAUAUUUUAUAUAGAACAUUUUCUCAAAUUGAAAAUGAUAAUUAUAUAUUAGUAUUGAAAAACAAUUUACAAGACGAUGUACCAAAGAUGAUUUAUUUAUUACGAUUAAAUUUAAAAUUUAAAUUUGAAAAUAACAAAAUUUUAUCUGAAGUUUUUAAAGAUUAUCGUUUAAGUUCAAAUCAACAUAUUGAUACUUUGAAUGGAUUAUCACAAUAUUUAGUAUUAGAAACAGAUAUGGAAUAUGAUAAUCCAAUAAAAUGUAAUCAGAAAAUAAUUAUACCUUAUUGUCGUAUUGAAAAAGAAGAUUUAUUCUUUGAUAAUAGAAUUAAAUUAAAUUUAGAUAAACUCGGAAAACCAAGAUAUUUUUCAUAUGAAAUUGAUGAAAAUCUUAAAUGGAUUAAUGCAGAAACAACAGCUGGAAAUUUGUAUCUUGCGCUUCUCUAUUUUAAGACUGCUACAUUAGAUAAAGAUUUAUUUCUUCAAAUGAAUGGUUAUGAAAUAUGCGUAGAAAUUCUUAAAACAUGUUGGCAAUCCAAUCCAUAUUCAGAUAUAGAAUUUAAUCUUAUUUUAAAUUUUUUUGAUAAGAGAUUUUUAAAUUUAGAAGAACCUUGUUCAAAUGAUAUUAAUUUAAAAGAAAUAUUUGAAAUCUCUACUUGUGGAUUAACUCCUUUUCAUCGUAAUACUCAUGCUAUUUUACUUCGUUUAAUAUAUCUUCUAAUCGAUAGUUAUCAAACAGAUUUUCUAAUUAAAAUAGAUAAUAAAGAGAAAAGAUUUUAUUCGUAUUUUAUAGAAAAUGGUUUUCUAAAUUAUCAUUUGAAUUUUUAUUUAAUUUUUAAAAAUCGUAUUGACAAACGAUGUCGAUUAAGUCUCGAAGAAGAAAAGAAAUUAUUAUUAUUUUGUGUAAAAAAUUAUCCUAAUUCAAGAAUUUUCGAUUAUUUUCAAUUUAUAAAUCAUUUCAAAACAUUAAAAUUAUCAACAAAUAAUCCAAUUGAUUAUAAACGUUUACAAAAGUCUUUUAUAUCAAAAGAAUCAUUUCAAAAUUUUAAAUUCAUUACAGAAAUAAAGAAAAGUUUAUCACUUUGGUUUUCUCGUUCUCUUUAUUCGCAUUCUAAUAAAAUCUAUCGAUUUACAAAUCGAUUUAAUCAUUGGAUUCAAUUCAAUUUUAAUUUUUCCUAUUUCGUUUCUCUUUAUAGAACAGCCUUAGAUAUAGGAAUGACUAAUAAUUUCAUAAAAAACAACUUUGAAUAUUUUUUGAUUUGUUUAUUUUUAAAUGCAUCUGACGAAAACAAGAUUUUUGUAAGAAUUUUGUACAUAGUUUCUUUGUUGUCACAUCUAUUUAAGCCUUUACCAGAUUUUCUUUUAUUACCAACGAAAGAGAUUAAUUGUGAGCAAAGUUAUAAAUUGGAUAAUUAUUCAAUUGAAUUUCAUAAAACUGACAUUCCAAUGAUUAAUAAUAUUGAGACAAAUCUUGAUAAUGAAAUUUCUAAUUCAAUUUGGUCAACUUUAAAGAAGAAUUAUCUCAAUGAAGAACUAAAACCGAAAUAUAGUGUAGCAGAUUCUGUAAAUUCAGAUUUCCGACUAGAAUUUCAGAGAAAUUUCGAACCAAUAAUAAAGCAAAAUAAUAUUUCCACUACUUUUUUGAACGAAUUAUAUCAAAUUCUUGUUGUUAAAAUUCGAUAUAACGACUUUUAUGAAUUUUUAAUUGAUAUUGCUCAUCAAUGUGAACAAAUAGUUUGUCAUUAUGACAUAGGUUAUAAUGUUAUCAAUACAACAGGUUUACAAAGUCUUAAUAUGAAUUUAUCUAUUGAAGAUAGAAAGAAUGAGAUUAAUGAAAAUUAUUCAUAUCGAAACAUCAGUAAAGAUGAUAUAUAUGAUUUAAAAUGGAAAGUAGAAAAUAUUGAUAUAGAAAAAUAUUAUAAACAUCUUGAAAAUUAUUUUCAGACAAGUACUUCUUAUCCUGAGAAAUUACCUUUUCCUCUCGAUCUAGAUACUCUUUCUAAUAAUUCUAUUUUGAAAGAAGUAUUUUCAAGUGGAUAUGGAAAAAACCUUAUUUCUAAUCUGAAAGAAAGUUAUGGACAAGAUUUAUCAAUAGUGAAAAUUAAUGAAAAAUAUUUUCACUUUUCUAUGAAAGAACCCAAAUUAGGUAUUGAAAUUUUAAAAGAAUUCCAAUAUGAUUAUAGAAAAGAAUUGUCUAAUUUAAAAGAUAAUUUCAAUGAAAUGAAAAAUAAAUUACUUUUUCAUGUUGAACAAUGGAUUAAAAAUGAAAUUUCCAAAGAAUAUAUUUCAGAAUGGGAACGAAACAAAAUAAAAAAUAUGAGAAUAGAGUUAGAGAAUCUAUAUCAGAAUAUCAAUCAUGAAUUAAUUAAACGAUGUAUUAUAUUUGAAAUUCUUACAUUAGAAGAACUUAAACAACAGUUAGAAAAAUUCAAGAGUGAUAAUAAUCUUAAAAAAGAUGCGAAGUAUUGGCUCAGAACUUUAGAAGAUAUGGAAGACAAUAUAAAAGAUUUUCUUCUUGAAAAUAAUUAUCUUUUUCAACAAUAUUUCGACUAUUGUUAUAAAUAUGAUAUUGUAAAUCCAUAUAUUUUUAUGUUAAUAUUUCGAAGAAAACAAAUUAAUAUUAUAAUCUAUGAAAAAUUAGAUAAUACAGUAUUCGAAUUAAAACAAAUCGAAGAGUAUACCUAUAGAAAUGACAAAUAUAAAAAACAAUUUCAAUUCUGGUUAAAUCAAGAUAAAUUUUAUGAAAUAGAAAUAAAUCAGGAAAUCUCAGAAGAAUCUAUAACUAAUUCAACAAUUAUCGGAUAUUUACAAACACCACAAAAGAAAAUUCAUUUGAAAUCUGAAUAUAAUUUCGAUAAUAUUGUUCGUAUCUUAAUUGAAUAUUAUUUCGAUUUCGAUAGAACGAAUGAAAAUUUAUUUAAAGAAAUAUAUCAAAAUAUGAUUCCUGUAAUUGAAUAUGAAUUUGAUGAAAUAAAUCUAUUUGUUUUACGUUUGAUUAUAGGAGAAGAAAGAAAUCCAAGUAGAAAAGAAAUUCUAUCUUUAUUGAAAAAUAUCGAUCAAUUUAGUGAAUUUAAUCCUUUUAUUCUAAAUCAAAAAGAAAUAUUCUAUGAAAAAAUCAAAAUUUAUUCAAUUCAACAAACAUUAAUUCAACAAAUUCGAAGAGUUCUUUUAUUAGUUUAUCAAUAUAAAUCAUUAGAUUUAGAAAAUAAUUAUGAAGAAAAAGAAAGAAUUUUAGAAAAUAUUCUAACAAAUCUUUUAAUGAAACGAUCUUAUAAUGAAAAUAUAUAUCCAUCUUGGUUAUUAUUUGAAAUAGAAAAUAAUCUUUUAAUUCGCAAUACACAAUUUACUCUUAUACAAACAAUGAUAGAAGAAAAAGAGAAUAGUAUUUAUCAAUUAAAUAUGGGAGAAGGUAAAACAUCAGUUAUUCUAAUUAUACUUAGUGAAAUAUUAGCUAAUACUAAACAAAUUGUCAGAAUAAAUUGCUUAGAACCACUAAUAGGUGUUAUGUAUGAAUUAUUGAGAAAUAAAUUUAGUAGAUUAUUACAAAAGAAAAUUUAUAUGUUACCAUAUUCAAGAGGAGUUUUAUUUUCAAUUGAAAAUCUGGAAAAAAUUAAAGAAAUACUUAUUGAAUGUCAAAGAGAAAAACAUAUUCUAUUAGUAACACCUGCACAACGUUUAUGCUUUCAAUUAAAAAAACAAGAAAUCAUUUUAGAAUAUGUACAAUCAGAAAAUGCGGAUGAUGUUUUUAAUUGGAAAGUAUAUGAAGAACAAACUACUAAAACACAAUAUAAAUUAAUUCGUUCUAGUAAUACAUUAAAAGAAACAUUACGAUCAUUGAAAUAUAUAGAUUCUCGAGAUAAAAUAUUGAAAUAUCCUUGUGAAACAAUUGAAACUUUUGUUGAAGAGAUACGAAGUAAAAAUAGUGAAGAAGAUUCUUUGAAUAUUAAAGAUGCAUUUCAUAUUUUAAAAUAUUAUUCAACAAAACACAAAAAAUACGUGAAACAACAGUUAGAUUUACUUGAUCUAAUCGAUCAAUUUACAUUUUUUGAUAUAUUAGAUGAAUCUGAUGAAAUUUUACGUCAUAAAAAAGAAUUAAAUUAUACAUUGGGUUUAGCUCAACCUUUAGAUGGUGGUGAAGAUCGUUGGGAAAUUCCAUUCUUAUUAUUUAAAAUCAUUUUUACUGAUAUUGAUUUUGGCAAAUUUUUAAAACAUGCUUCACAAAACAAUGAUUGUCCUGUUAUUUUUCAAGAAAAUUUUCGACCCUUAAGUGGAAUAGGAGGAGGAUGUUCUCUCAUACGUUUUCUUAAAUAUGAAUAUUUUGUAGAAAACAUCAAAACAAAACUUUGUCAGAAACUUUGUGUAAUAUUGCGUUUAAAAUUUCAUGAAGAAAACAUAGAUAUGAUCGAUGAAAAUGGUAAAAACUAUGGAAGUUAUGAGAAUUUUGUAGCAGGAAAAUAUUUAUCCGAGAAAAAUGAAAUUGUUCAUUUUUUAGGAACAAAAAAUCGUCAAAUGUUAAAUUGUUUUUUAUUAGCAAAAGCUUGGUUAUCUCAUAAAUUACUCUAUCAUGUAAUGAAUUAUCGAUAUCGAGUUGAAUAUGGAUUAACUGAUAAAAAAGAUAAAGAAAUUGCUAUUCCAUUUCGAGGAAAAGAUUUACCAUCUGAAAAUUCUGAAUAUAGUCAUCCUGAUGUUAUGAUAGGUUUUACAAUUAUUAGUUAUUUAUAUAGAGGUUUAGAUUUAAGUCAAGUAAAAGAUGGAUUAAUUAAAUUAAAAAAUGAUCCAAGACAAGAUAAAGAUGUUCUAUUAAAACAAUGGGUUGAAGAAAAUACAACAUGGAUUCAUGAAUUGAGUGAAAAAGAAAAUCAACGUUUUCCACAAUGGUUAAAAUCUUUCAGAACAUUUGAUCUUGAAAAUGAAAAUAGAAUUAGAAAAGUUUAUCUCUAUCUUUCUCGAAAUUUUAAUUUUAUUCAAUAUUAUUUAAGUAAUUUCACAUUUCCACAUGAUGCCAAAUAUUAUGAAAAGAAACUUACAGGAAAUGCUCACACAUUAGCAGGUGAAGGAAAAACAAAAGGAUUUUCGGGUACUAAUGAUUGUAAUGAUACUAUGCCUGAAUCUAUUAUUCCAAAAUUACUAACAUCUCAAGAGGGAACAAAUGGUAAGAUGUUACAUAUUUUAUCUCGAAAAAUAAAUACUAAAUAUCAAUCUAAAUUAGAAAUAUCUAAUACAUUGAAUCUCUUAGAUCAAGUUUGUGAAUAUGUAAAAAUAAAUAAGGACUGUUAUACUUUAAUUGACGCAGGUGCUAUGAUUACAGAAAUUAGUAAUUUUGAUGUAUCGAAGUAUUUUAUUAAGAAAAUCCAUCAACGAUUUGAUGGAAUUGUCUAUUUUUCUGAUAAAACUAACCAAAUAAUGGUUAUUUUAAGAAAUGAAAAUUGUUUACCGAUAUCAACAUGUCAUAUCGAUAUUAAGAAAUUAUUUAUUUACUUCGAUGAAGUUCAUACUCGUGGAACUGAUUUGAAAUUACCAUUAACUGCAAAUGGAAUUGUAACAUUAGGAAAACAUAUGAGUAAAGAUAAAUUAAUGCAAGCAGUUAUGCGUCUUCGCGAUCUUGAUUAUAAACAAUCAAUCGUACUAUGGGGUUCGAAAGAAAUCUCAGCAGAUAUUGCAAUGGUAAAUGGAAUUAAACCAGAUGAUAUAAAUAGUAAACAUGUUUUAACAUGGGUUACUUAUAAUACAAUUCAAACAAAUGAAAAUGAUUUAUAUCUUGUUACGAAAGAAAAAUUACAAUAUAUUAUUAAAAGUAGAGCACUUGAGUUUCAAAAACUAUUUCUAGAUAUUCGAUUGGAUUCUCUUAUAAAAGUAUUUGUCAGUGAAUACGUAGAUAGUAUUGAACAUUUCUAUGGAAAAACGCCUCAACCAAGAAAUCCAAGAGAUCUUUUACAUCAUAGUAUGAGUGCUUUACUAGGUCGGUUUUAUCCAAUUUUUCAAAAUGAACUGAAGGAAAAGGUAAAAUCCUCAGACUUACAUGGAAAAAUUCUUACUAUAAGCGAAGAUACUGAUAGAGAAAAAAUGAGAAGUAUAAUAGAAAAAGUAUAUAGCAAACUUCCUAGCAAAAUAUUAACAACUAAUACUGAAUUCAAUGGUGAUCAAGAAAAUGAAAGAGAGACUGAAGAAAUAAAGCGUAUUGAGAUAGCUUAUGUAAAAUAUUCAGUACCAAUAAGGGAGAUUAUUUGGAAUUUUCAAAUGAUUUUCGAACAAGAUUUUAAAGAGAAAGGAUUAAGAGGAGAAAAAGAUUAUCCAGUAUUGAAAGAAUUGAAUAAAUGUUUUGAAUUUACAAAUAUUGAUGGUUUAAAAACGUUAAAAUGGAAUAGUAAAAUUCUUGCGACUAAUAAUUUUAUAGAAACAACCGAUAUUAUAGAUAAGAAAAAUAGACAAUAUCAGAAUGAUUAUUUGAAACCAGUAAACAUGAUAGUAAUUCAUAAAACGGAUAGAGAAACGUCUUUUAUAAUUAUUUCUGCGUUUGAAGCUAAACAUCUUAUUCAAUUAUGUCAGAAAAGAAUAGAUUCUACAGUAAGACUAAUACAUAUCGAUGAUAUAGAUGGUUCGAUUAUGAUUCCAAUAAAUGCUCCAAAAUUAACAAAAGAAGAGAAGGAUGUUGCAACUAUCAUUCGAUUAUUUAAUGGAGAUUGUCAUUAUAAUAUGAAUGAAAUUGAUGUUAUAAAAAAAUGUGUUGCUCUUGUCGAGAGUGACCGUUUACAUGAGGACAAAGCAAUAUCGAAACGAAUCCAUACUGAAUUGGAGUCGAAACAUUAUCUUAUGAAUAAUUUCAUAACUUCGAAUUUAGCAAUUAAAUUAGCUAAUUCAAAUGAUCAAAUCUUACUCGAAACAGAAAAUCAAUUUAGAAUUGAUCUUCAAAAUAUUUUUCAUUCUAUUAUUAAUGAAAGUAUUGUAGGAGACGUUAAGAAGGUUUAUGAAUUACCGGGAUUAAUUAAACAAUUGAUUAGAAUUAGAGGAAAAAGCGAUCAGUAUCAAAGUAGUACAUUAAAAACAGUACUUGAAUAA
Messenger RNA from Adineta ricciae, 11616 nucleotides. The record is from the annotation of a GenBank genome assembly. NCBI's taxonomy places the organism in Eukaryota, Metazoa, Rotifera, Eurotatoria, Adinetida, Adinetidae.